This is a messenger RNA of Striga hermonthica, 1857 nucleotides long. The record is from the annotation of a GenBank genome assembly. NCBI's taxonomy places the organism in Eukaryota, Viridiplantae, Streptophyta, Magnoliopsida, Lamiales, Orobanchaceae.
AUGGGGGCAGUUUGUUCAGCAGGAACUGUAAAGAAAAGUAGGAAACCAACCGAUUCGGAGCAGGAGCAAAGCUGCGGUUUUUCUGGGAAGCUGAGAUCCAUUGGGAGUUUUGGGAGGCAUAAGAAGAGUGAUGAUCCUUAUACGUAUACUGAUGCAAUCGAUGUUUUUGGGAAGGAGAAUUUGUACGAUUCCGGCGAGCUGCACCUCUCGAUUUCGCGGGAGUUGAAGGCGUCAACGCCGAUGAGAGCACCUGCUAACAAGGCCCCUCAAUCGACGUCAUUUCUUGGCAAAGCGGGCAUAGUUGGUCUAGAGAAAGCUGUUGAGGUUUUAGAUACUUUGGGUAGCAGCAUGACGAAUUUGAACUCCGGUGGAUUUACAACUGGCGUGACCUCAAGAGGACAUAGAAUAACCAUACUAGCAUUCGAGGUUGCUAAUACCAUAGCCAAAGGCUCAAACUUAUUGCAGUCUCUAUCCGAAGAGAAUAUUCAGUUUCUGAAAAAGGAAGUUUUGAAUUCAGAAGGUGUUCGGAAGCUGGUUUCUACGGAUAUGGAUGAGCUCCUCAGUAUUGCUGCUGCUGACAAAAGAGAAGAAUUUGAUGUCUUCUCUCGUGAGGUUAUCAGAUUCGGGAACUUGUGUAAAGACCCUCAAUGGCACAAUCUACAUAGAUAUUUUGUCAAGCUUGACUCAGAGCCUGAUGUUAAUAAACAACUAAGGACUGAGGCAGAAAUGACAAUGCAAGAGCUAACAAGUCUAGCCCAGUAUACCUCUGAACUGUACCAUGAGUUCCAUGCUUUGGACAGAUUUGAGCAAGACUAUCAACGGAAGCUAGACGAAGUGGAUUCAUUGCACCUUCCUCGCAAAGGAGAGACUCUUGCAAUGCUACAAUGUGAACUAAAACAUCAACGCAAACUCGUGAGGAGCUUGAAAAAGAAAUCUCUUUGGUCUAAAAGUCUCGAACAGGUUGUGGAGAAGCUUGUCGACAUUGUUACAUUCAUUCAUCAGGAAAUUCCUGAAGUAUUUGGAGACAAUGGAUUGUCUCAAUCUGCAAAGGUUUCUACUAACAGAGCAGAAAGAUUAGGUGAUGCUGGUCUCGCCUUACAUUACGCUAACAUAAUUAAUCAAAUAGAUAACAUCGCUUCACGCCCGACUUCACUUCCUCCAAACAUGAGAGAUACAUUGUACAAUGGUUUGCCGCCAGCUGUCAAGACUUCUUUACGCUCCCGAUUACAGACUGACACCAAGGAAGAGCUCACGGUACCUCAAAUCAAAGCCGAAAUGGAAAAAACUCUCCAGUGGCUCGUCCCAAUAGCUACAGACACCACCAAGGCACAUCAAGGAUUCGGAUGGGUCGGCGAAUGGGCCAACACAGGCAACGAAUUCGGCAAGAAAACGAGCACACCACCCAACAAUAUCAUCCGCCUGCAGACCCUUUACCAUGCGGACAGGCCCAAGGUAGAGGCCCACAUUCUUGAGCUCGUCACAUGGCUCCAUCGCCUAGUCAGCCUCGUAAGGUACCGAGACAACGGGCUACCCAAGCCUCUCCAUACACGCUCCCCGACUCAAAAGGGGUUAUUAACCGGCAUUUGGGCCAAGGCCCAAAAUAGCUCCCGAGCCGCCCACAUCUCGUCCGAGGAUAGGAAUCUAUUGGAGGACGUGAUGAAAAGGAGGAAGCUUUUGCCGGGCCUUAGCAAAAGCCAGGAAUUCGGGCCUGCUAAGAAUAGUAAUAGAAAGAGUAAGAUUUGGGCUUUGAGUAAGAGCACCGGGAGCUCGCCAAGAAGAGGUACGAAGCAUCAGAAGGCUGACGUGUUGGAUAUCUUGGACGGUUUGGAUUCGUCGUUUUCUGUUCCGACUAUGUAA